Molecule: messenger RNA, 1509 nt
Organism: Lodderomyces theae
Lineage: Eukaryota; Fungi; Ascomycota; Pichiomycetes; Serinales; Debaryomycetaceae
Gene: SAM50
Product: SAM complex subunit
Exons: 1
Coding region: 1-1509 (502 amino acids)
Biological process (GO): protein insertion into mitochondrial outer membrane
Cellular component (GO): outer membrane; SAM complex
Source: RefSeq, a predicted model, not a curated record
AUGUCAAUCCUAGGUCAAGAUGAGGAGUUUAUGGAUAAUAUGAAAUAUGCAACUCCUGACCAACUUUCGGACAAAGUAUUAAGCAAUGCGGAAAAGGAAUUGAAUGAAUUACAACAGCAGAAACAACAGCAGCUUCUAGAUCAAAAUAAGCAGUUUUUGCAAACCUUAUUUCAAGACAAUUCAACACAACCAAUCAAAAUACGAAAUGUGCAAUUGACAAACGGAGGACUGUUUCGUAACUCAUUCAUUGAAUCACAGUUUCACCCAUUACUCACUGGAGAAGUCUUUCCCUUACAUCGGUACUUGUCGAUUAUUGAUAAUAUUCUGAAGAACUUGAUCAAAGUUGGUGUCGUUGAAAAUGUGCUAUGUAACACUCAUCAAGUGACAUCAAGUACUAGCUCUCCAAUGAUUGGAUUCCGUUGUGGACUUACCACGGGGACUGGUGCUAUUCACGUGGUGCCUAUUUUCAACACCAUUCCAAUAAAGCGAUUUUUUGCCAAAACAGGAACCAAUAUAGGUAAUGGGGAAGGUGAUGGUUAUAUUCAAUUUCAACUACGUAACAUCUUUGGUGGAGGAGAGAACCUUGUUUUUGAUGCGGUUACAGGCACCAAGACGUCAAGUUCCUAUUUACUCAAUUACAACCAACCCAUAUUCAAUAAUUGCAACUAUAUUUGGGAAAAUCGCCUAAGUCUAAACACGAGAAAUUUGGAUUGGAUACAGAGCAAAGUCCAUGCGAAAAGUUUGGUAAACAAAAUCUAUACCCAAUUCAAUGAUUGCAAAUUGAAUCAUGAAGUUAUUUUGGAAAAUUCGAUACGCGAGUUGGAUAAUUAUGGAUCAAAGAGUUUUCAAGUUUUGCAACAAUGUGGUCAGAAUGUGAAAUCAUCGAUUGCAUAUAAUAUCAACUACGACACUAGAGAUAGUAAACAUCUUCCAUUUAACGGAUCUUAUUUCCAGUUGGGGGUUGAAUACAAUGGACUACUCAAGCACAACAAGAAUCCGUUUGUCAAGACUGCAACCCAUAUGCAGCACGCGUGGAACUUGACAGCAAUUAACUCUCAUGUUUUGGCCAGUACAAAGUUUGGACUUUUGUAUCCAUUGAACGGGAGAUCCUCGAUACUAGACAAGUUUUUCAUUGGAGGUCCUAACGAUGUCAGGUCAUUCACGUUGAAUGGAUUAGGCCCAAAAGACCAAAAUUCAUUUAUUGGUGGCGACAUGUUUCUCAAUGGAGGUGUGUCAUUGUUUACUGAUGUGCCUAGGUACAAAACGUCCAAUUUCAAGUUUCAUAAUUUCCUCAAUUGGGGUAAAUUGGUUUCUUUGAAUCACAAUGGGUCAUUAUGGAGCAAUGUCAAACAGCUCUCGCAUUCUUAUUGCUUGAGCUAUGGGUUUGGUAUAUUAUACAAUCACCCAAUGGCUAGAUUUGAGUUGAAUUUUGUCUUGCCGAUUUUCGCUAAUGAACGUGACUCUAUUAGAAAGGGAAUACAAUACGGCAUAGGUGUAUCAUUCUUGUAA